UUUUUUUGGUCUGAAACUCUGAAUUAAUAUUUGGGGUGGGAUGUGCGUUGAUUUUUCAUUUUUUUUUUAUCUGAAUUAAUAAAUAAUAUUCUGAGUGGGAUGUGUGGGUGAGAAGGGAGAGUCAUCUCGCAGCUGGUACUUCUUCUCCUCCUGCUCGGACUCCGAUCGAUCUCAGUAGUUUUAAGUAUAUUACGUGUGUCCGACAGUAUUUGCUGCGAUCUCUGAGGUGAAUCAGAUUUUGGGGUGGAUUGCCGUGUUAAUGUGAGGGCUUUGCUGGCGAAAGUUUUAGAUUUUGCGGAACUAGAUCUGGGAGUUUGUUUUAGGUCGUUAAGGGACAGCUGAUGCGAUGUCUUCCCUUAGCAGAGAGCUGGUAUUUUUGAUCUUGCAGUUUCUAGAUGAGGAGAAGUUCAAAGAGACGGUUCAUAAGCUGGAACAGGAAUCUGGUUUUUUCUUCAACAUGAAAUAUUUUGAGGAUGAGGUUCAUAUUGGGAACUGGGAUGAGGUGGAGCGCUAUCUCUCUGGUUUUACCAAGGUUGAUGAUAAUCGGUAUUCAAUGAAAAUUUUCUUUGAAAUAAGGAAGCAGAAAUAUCUGGAGGCAUUGGAUAAGCAUGAUCGUUCAAAGGCUGUAGACAUACUUGUGAAGGAUUUGAAAGUAUUUGCGUCCUUCAAUGAGGAGCUUUUCAAGGAAAUUACACAGCUUUUGACAUUGGAAAAUUUCAGGGAAAAUGAACAACUUUCAAAGUAUGGUGAUACAAAAUCUGCAAGGAGUAUAAUGCUGGUUGAGCUUAAGAAAUUAAUUGAAGCAAAUCCGCUAUUUCGUGACAAAUUACAAUUCCCAAACCUCAAAAGUUCAAGGUUGCGCACCCUCAUUAAUCAAAGCUUAAAUUGGCAACACCAGCUAUGCAAAAAUCCAAGACCCAAUCCAGAUAUAAAAACCCUUUUUGUCGAUCAUUCUUGUGGACAACCAAAUGGUGCACAUUCUUCAUCCCCAGCCAACAAUCCACUGCUUGGAUCCAUGCCAAAAACAGCAGGUGGUUUUCCUCCACUUGGUGCACAUGGGCCUUUUCAGCCCACGCCGGUAACACCCCUUGCCGGUUGGAUGUCAAAUGCACCCGCUGUAGCUCAUCCGGCAAUGUCUAGUGGGCCCAUGGGACUUAAUACUCCUACCAAUCCCGCUGCUGCAAUUUUGAAGCAUCCUAGAACUCCUCCAACAUGCAAUCAAGUUGUUGAUUAUGCAUCAGGAGAUUCUGAUCACAUUUCAAAGAGGAAUAGGCCUAUUGGAAUUCCUGAUGAGGUGAAUCUUCCUGUAAACAUGUUACCUGUUCCUUAUAUGCAGAACCACAACCAGGCAAUCUAUGCUCCAGAUGACUUACCCAAGACUGUAGCCCGAACACUAAAUCAGGGUUCGACUCCCAUGAGCAUGGAUUUCCAUCCCAUUCAGCAAACUAUUCUUCUUGUUGGCACAAACGUUGGUGAUAUUGGAUUGUGGGAUGUUGGAACAAGGGAGAGACUUGUCCUAAAGAAUUUCAAGGUUUGGGAACUUGGGGCAUGCUCGAUGCCUCUUCAGACUGCUCUAGUUAAAGAUCCUGACGUGUCGGUUAACCGCAUAAUAUGGAGUCCUGAUGGGAAUUUGUUUGGUGUUGCUUACUCAAAACAUAUCGUACAAGUAUAUUCCUAUCAUGGUGGUAAUGAUGUUAGGCAGCAUUUUGAGAUUGAUGCCCAUGUUGGAGGUGUGAAUGAUAUUGCAUUUUCAACCCCCAAAAAGCAACUAUGCAUAGUAACUUGUGGAGAUGACAAGUUAAUUAAGGUAUGGGAUGCAACUACAGGGGCCAAGCAAUAUACAUUUGAAGGUCACGAAGCACCUGUAUAUUCCGUUUGCCCUCAUCACAAGGAAAACAUUCAGUUUAUCUUUUCUACGGCAUUAGAUGGAAAAAUAAAAGCCUGGUUAUAUGAUAAUUUGGGAUCUAGAGUAGAUUAUGAUGCCCCAGGCCAUUGGUGCACUACUAUGGCAUAUAGUGCUGAUGGUUCAAGACUCUUUUCUUGUGGGACUAGCAAAGAAGGGGAAUCACACAUAGCAGAGUGGAAUGAAACUGAAGGGGCUGUCAAAAGGACCUAUCAAGGAUUUCGUAAACGUUCUUUGGGUGUUGUACAGUUUGAUACUACCAGGAAUAGAUUUCUGGCUGCGGGGGAUGAAUUCUUGAUAAAAUUCUGGGACAUGGACAACACCAACCUUUUAACUACCACUGAAGCUGAGGGUUCUCUCCCAGCAAGUCCAAAGAUACGCUUCAACAAGGAGGGUACUUUGUUGUCUGUUUCUACACUUGAUAAUGGAAUUAAAAUCUUGGCUAAUGCUGAUGGAUUGCGUUUGCUUCGCACUUUUGAAAACCGUCAUUUAGAUGCUUCAAGGACGGUGUCGGAAACCAUGGCAAAGCCUAUUAUAAAUCCAUUGUCUGCUGCAAUCACUACUGCGACCACCGCUGUUACCAGUGCUACAAUGAGUGAUAGGCCUGCUACCGUAGGGAUUGCAACUGGAAUGAAUGGAGACAGCAGAAGUUUGGUGGAUGUGAAGCCAAGAUUAAUGGACGAGUCCAUGGAGAAAUCAAGGCUCUGGAAGCUGACUGAAAUUAGUGAUCCAUCUCACUGUAGAUCUUUGCGGCUAAUGGAUAAUCUGAGACCAAUGAAGAUUCAAAGGUUAAUUUAUACAAAUUCUGGUGUUGCAUUGUUGGCUUUAGCAUCCAAUGCCAUUCAUCUUCUUUGGAAAUGGCCACGAAAUGAAAAAAAUUCUACUGGAAAGGCAACAACAAAUGUUCCUCCUCAGUUAUGGCAACCUCCAAGUGGUAUAUUAAUGACUAAUGAUACUACAGAUACGAAACCAGAAGAAGCGGUCCCUUGCUUCGCUUUGUCAAAGAACGACUCUUAUGUUAUGUCUGCAUCAGGAGGCAAAAUUUCUUUGUUCAAUAUGAUGACGUUCAAGACUAUGACAACCUUUAUGCCUCCGCCACCUGCUGCGACAUUUCUUGCAUUCCAUCCUCAAGAUAACAACAUAAUUGCAAUUGGAAUGGAUGAUUCCACUAUCCAAAUAUAUAAUGUUCGAAUUGAUCAGGUUAAAAGCAAACUUCGAGGCCAUGGAAAUCGAAUUACCGGCCUCGCCUUUUCACAUCCAUUAAACGUGCUGGUCUCAUCUGGGGCUGAUGCUCAGCUUUGUAUCUGGGGUAUUGAUGGUUGGGAAAAGCUAAGGAACAAGUUUUUGCAAGUUCCACCUGGACGCACAUCUAAUGCAGUUUCAGAUACCCGUGUGCAGUUUCACCUGGAUCAGGUUCAUUUCCUCGUUGUACAUGAGACACAGAUUGCUAUAUAUGAGGCUAAUAAGCUCGAAUGCUUAAGACAGUGGGCACCUCGUGAAUCUUCUCCUCCAAUCUCUCAUGCAACCUUUUCCUGUGAUAGUCAACUGAUAUAUGCAAGCUUUCUGGAUGCUACUGUGUGCAUAUUUAGUGCUGCAAACCUCAGGCUUCGAUGCCGAAUUAAUUCUACAGCUUAUCUUCCAGCUGACAUUAGCUCAAAUGUCUAUCCACUCGUUGUUGCGGCGCACCCAUCAGAGCCAAAUCAAUUUGCGUUGGGUCUGAUUGAUGGCAGUGUUCAUGUUCUUGAACCACUGGAAUCUGAGGGUAAGUGGGGUGCAACUCCACCCACUGAGAAUUGUUCAACAAGCAACAUGCCCUUAGCUCCUUCAAAUGGAACUUCAGCUUCAGAACAACAACGGUGAUGAAUAUAAGCAAUGUGUGGAUUUCUUAUUUCCUUUUAUACUUGGCAACUAGAGGCCUUCAAUCAGAGUUGUAUUAAAAACCUUUGGAAGGCCUUGGUCAGUAAGCUGGAGUUUAUAUCCUGACAUUAUGAUUGUGUAUUUGUAAGGAAAGCUUUAGUCUUGCAUGUCAAAGUAUGUUGGUUCAAAGUAAAUAUGGAUGAAUUAUUUAAAUUAAACUUUUAAUAUCUGUCAGUUUUUAUUGUAAUGGAUACUGUAAUGGAACGAUCUGUACUCUGCUUUCUGCUUUUGGAGCCAUGAGAGAAACUUUUAUGAUGCUCCUUUGUUUAAAAUUAUUAAUUAUUUUAUUUGCUGUUUGAUGCAA
Molecule: messenger RNA, 4124 nt
Organism: Dendrobium catenatum
Lineage: Eukaryota; Viridiplantae; Streptophyta; Magnoliopsida; Asparagales; Orchidaceae
Product: protein TPR3
Exons: 27
Coding region: 347-3763 (1138 amino acids)
Biological process (GO): regulation of DNA-templated transcription
Molecular function (GO): protein binding
Source: RefSeq, a predicted model, not a curated record